AUGGAUGAACCCGAGAAAACAAAAGAGGAUAGUUGCGUUUCAGUCCUGCUAAAGAAGAUCUUCCCUCUAGGAGAAGUAAGUAGUGUUUCAAAUCAGCUUAGUUUGACUCUUUCUGAGACAACAAUUGACGCACUAGUUGAAACAAUGACUAUCUGCCGGCAAAGUCGGGAUAAUUAUGCCAGCUGGAUCUUUGAGUAUAUGGACCAAGAUAAGAAAGGAUAUUUAUCGCCAGCGGAUUUUGGCACUCUUAGAGAGAGUUUCGGAGCAAUGAUGGGCUUUAAAGGUCCUGAACAUGCAGCCGCCGAAAAGAUCACUAAACCCGAGUUCUUGGCCAUAUGCAAAACAUCCCCAGAAUUCAACAAAUCAUGGACUGCAUUAAGGAAAUACACUAGACUCUAA
Messenger RNA from Nematocida homosporus, 399 nucleotides. RefSeq lists its product as uncharacterized. NCBI's taxonomy places the organism in Eukaryota, Fungi, Microsporidia. The transcript has a single exon. The record is from RefSeq and is a predicted model, not a curated record. The coding region runs from base 1 to 399 and encodes 132 amino acids. Gene Ontology annotation, molecular function: calcium ion binding.